AUGGACGGCGUGCUUCCACCAGCGCUUGGCGCCAAAUUCAUUGUAGAAAAUGGCAGCCUUAUUAAGAUCAACACCGAAGGAAUAAAAAAUGUUGCAAAACUGAUUUAUGAAGCAGAUUUACAAAAUACUAUCGAAGAGGUGGAAUUUGCAGCUCAUUGUUUGCACCCCAAAGACGGGGGCUUGAAAGCUGUUGACUGGGUUUUCCUCAGUGAUUCGAUUAACUUCUCUUUCUGGCCAGAUGAGGGUAAAAAGUACGAUGUUACUUACAAUGGAAAAUCCUAUACGGGUUACUUUGCAUCAUGUGCGGCCAUAAAUAAGGCUCUUGAUGCUGGGAUCCCUGUGACAUCGGCUGAAUGGAUGGCCAAGGCUACCAAAGAAGAAAUCCAAAAAAUUUUCAAAGCUGACUCGGGACAUGAUAUUCCACUUCUGAACGAGCGCGUUGGAGCAAUAAAUGAUUCUGGACUAGUGCUAUUAGAGAAAUGGCAAGGAUCGUUCUACAACUGUGUGAAAGCUGCAGGAGGCAGUGCUCAAUCUCUUCUGCGGAUCAUUGUCGAAAACUUCAAAUCUUUCCGAGAUAUCGCUGAGUACAACGGUCAAAAAGUUGCCAUUCUGAAACGUGCACAGAUUUUGAUCGCUGAUGUUGCCGGAGCUCUUAAAGGUGUAGAUACUAUCGGAGAGUUUCCAGAUUUGGGAACCUUGACAAUGUUCGCAGAUUAUCGUGUUCCUCAAGCUUUGGCUUUUCUUGGAGCAUUAGAGUAUAGCCAGAAAUUGCUGGACCGUUUAGGUGAAGGCAAACGUCUUGAUAAUGGAAGUGCUGAGGAAGUAGAGCUCCGUGGUUUUUCUAUAUGGGCUUGCGAGUUGAUUGUGGAAGAAAUUAGAAGACUAAAACAAAGUGGAACCGAUAAUGGUAAAGAAGUGAAUGCUGCAUUGGUUGAUAUGUUCGUGUGGGUUUAUCGCAGACAACAUGCAAAGGAGGUAGAGGAUAAGGUUCCUUUCCACCGUACACGAUGUAUUUUCUAUUGA
Molecule: messenger RNA, 1023 nt
Organism: Auanema sp. JU1783
Lineage: Eukaryota; Metazoa; Nematoda; Chromadorea; Rhabditida; Rhabditidae
Source: the annotation of a GenBank genome assembly